AUGAUUCAUCGGAUUCGUGAGCGCAAGGCCUCAGAGUUAGCACUUGAACUCCAUGUACAAAUGAAAGUGCAGGUGGACAGUCAAACGACAAUGAGUCAGCUGAUCGAGUUGGAUCUAGCUCGUCGAAACGCCCAACAAGCUGCCAGUGCUCUACGCGAAACUGCCCGCUGGUCUGAAUUGGCGCGCGAAAUGGACGAAGUGCUGGAAGCGAAAGAUCUGAAUCAACUUUGUGCAAAUAUUGAGGGCAUGGAAAGUUGUUUGACUGCUCUUUCACAUCUGCCUGAUUACAAAGAACGUCAGGCAUUGAUUGAAACGCAUAAGAAUAGUUUGGAAAGUCUCCUUGCCCCUCAGCUGAUGCAAGCGUUCAACCAGUUGCAGGCGGGAACUUCUGAUUUCGUACUCUGCACACAGGAAGUCCGAAAUCUGAUCGAUUUGUUCCAUCGCGUUGGUCGCUCUGAAGCGGCCCGAAAUUAUUUCACUAGCUGCCUGAAGGUACGUUUCGCAAUUGUUCUUCUCUCCUUCUUUGUCAUGUACAAAAUUUUUCUUUACUGA
This is a messenger RNA of Echinostoma caproni, 552 nucleotides long. NCBI's taxonomy places the organism in Eukaryota, Metazoa, Platyhelminthes, Trematoda, Plagiorchiida, Echinostomatidae. The record is from the annotation of a GenBank genome assembly.